AAUCUGUCGAUACGGAAUACUCCUCCGGGCAAGGUAAGAGUGACGCACAGUCGAAAUACGCAUCAUGGAUCCAUGUUCGAGAACAUCGGGACUCCCUUAUUCACUCAUGCUGCUACACGCAACUCGGCAUUUCUUGGUUCGUCUCGUACGAUUACGAUAGCAAACGCAUCGCAGCCCAAAAACUUCGAUUCGAGUAGCUUUUUCUCAAUACCGACCUUAUGGGAAAAUAUCGUUCCAGGAGCGGCUGUCUGACCUGCCGUGCCCGUCGCGUCAAGUGCGACGAGACAAAACCCAUCUGCAACGCGUGCAAGAAGAAAAAUCGUCCGUGUCAAUGGGAAGCACCGCACACCAAGUUCAAGGACUAUCAACCGACUGAACGAUCACCCAGCACGGCUCUCACUAACGGUGAUGAAGACGAAAACAUGGAGAUCGAUAGCGAUGGCAUCGAUGGCGACGGUGUUGAUGGUGGAGACAGUCAGACGGUCUCAAGUGGAUCGCAAUUGGUCCGGGACAACAGCCGGUCCGACAGUCACGUGGCAACAUCAGCAAGCGCUGCUACUCCAUCAUCAUCGGGCAUCCAGCGUUCACCAAGUUCACCGUUCUUGAUUACAGGCUCGACAAGCUCAGCGGGUGGUGUUCCAAGUGGGAACCUGCAGUUCUUGCGGCUUGAGGAGGGGAGACGGACCUUCAAGGAUCCCAUCACCCUCACACACGACGAAGCCUUGCUUGUGCAUCAUUACACAGAACAUCUUGGCAGGUGGCUCGACUGCACUGAUGCGACCCGUCAAUUUACGUUGGGGGUUCCGGAGAAGGUAAAAAAAUGCCCAGUUCUGUGUCAUGCAGUCUUGUCGUUUGCAGCUCGCCAUCGCAGGGAUGAUGUGACGGCCGAGGCAGCAUACCAGCACUGUAUCGCACUGCUCAUCGAUCGUCUCAAUGACGAUACUGCCAGUCACGACGAAACGCUUUUGUGUGCUAUCGUCAUCCUACGUUUUUACGAACAGCUCAACGUCCCAUCGAGUACGGGCUCAGACGACGAGCAGCAUCUGGCAGGUUGCUCAGCCAUUCUACGUGCGUCACAGGGUCACCAUUUUGUUGACCCUUCUGCGCCUUCGUUGCGCGAAGCUGCCUUCUGGGUCUAUGUCCGCCAAUGUCUUUACAACGCCACCAUCAAUCAGCAACCGCCAGACAUAGACUUUUCGCUGCAGCUUCAUCCUGCUCCAGGUUCUAUGCAAGACUCGCACCCGCUGGCUCGAUUGAGACUGGAGACUGCAUGGGCCAAUCAGAUGACAUGGUAUACAGCCUGUGUCGUCAACUUUUGCUUCGAAGGCAAUGAACCACAGGACGAAAGGACCCACAAACUGGGACGAUGGCAAGAACUCUGGGAUUCCGUCCAUACAUGGGCUGAAGAGAGACCUAAUGGAUUUGAUCCAAUCUGGCAAGGUCCAGCUAGCGACCAUGGCAUAUUCCCUGAGAUAUGGUUCACGACGGACUGGCAUGUCGUGUCGUUCGGUUUCUAUCACUUCUCGUGCAUAUUAUUGCUUAGCUAUAAGCCGGGUCCAAAGUUUGCAAUUCGUAGUUCUGGAAGGCUGUCAGAGGUAGACCGUCAGAUUCUAGAGCAUGCACGAGCCAUAUGUGGCGCGUGCAAAAGCUCGCCGGAGACUGUACCUAUAUCGAUAACACUGUGCCACACCAUUUUCAUCUGGGGACCGCUCGUAGCCGAUCCACAAGAACGGACUGAAGUGUUACAGCUUCUUGUCAAAUUCGAGAGCACUCAUCUUUGGCCGACUACCUGGAUCAUCAAUGCGCUCAAAGCAGAGUGGGGAACAGAUUGAAUUUCACAGACUCAGGCUGAACUCGAGACAUCAGCAUUUUCGGGUCGCGGGUGUACGUGGCAAAAGUUCAAGUCGAACGUGGAUAUGCUCCUUUGUUUUCUCUUCAUCAGGACUGGAAUGCGUGACAGGAAUUGCAUGGUGCUGCAUCAUGAUGCGAGCAACGAAGGACCGCUCGCUGGUGACAACUUACCUACGCCCUGACGGUACGCAUGCUUUCAACAUGAGUAUUAAGGGUAAUCCGAAUCCUUAAACCGCCAUCGAUAUUAGGCGCUUGGCCGCACAGUCUUGGAGAAAUGCGAU
This is a messenger RNA of Dothidotthia symphoricarpi CBS 119687, 2132 nucleotides long. RefSeq lists its product as uncharacterized. The record is from RefSeq and is a predicted model, not a curated record. Bases 219 to 1832 code for a protein of 537 amino acids. Gene Ontology annotation, biological process: positive regulation of transcription by RNA polymerase II. Lineage: Eukaryota; Fungi; Ascomycota; Dothideomycetes; Pleosporales; Dothidotthiaceae. Gene Ontology annotation, molecular function: zinc ion binding; transcription cis-regulatory region binding; DNA-binding transcription factor activity, RNA polymerase II-specific. Gene Ontology annotation, cellular component: nucleus. The transcript has 6 exons.